Lolium perenne is the source of this 651-nucleotide messenger RNA. Lineage: Eukaryota; Viridiplantae; Streptophyta; Magnoliopsida; Poales; Poaceae. The record is from RefSeq and is a predicted model, not a curated record.
AUGACGCCAACACCAUCCAACUUCCACGGGUCCCUCCGACCUAAGCAGCUCCAAAUCGAUGCCCUCAAGAGGGAAGACGACACAAGAGUGCCGCCAUCGACCGAUCACGGUGGAUCUAGGGAUUUCCCCGGAGCAAACCCAGACAAGAAGCGACGACGUCACCUCGACGAUGCCUUCAAGAAGGGAGCGGCGCCCGAAGCCGCCACCAUCGCCGGCCUCGGCCAGCUGCCGGCCGGCCAGCAACCGAGACAAGGCGUUAGCCCGGGACUUGUCGCGCCAUCCUGCUUCGUGCCCAAGAUCGGACCACCUUCUUCCACCUUGCCCACCAACACCUCGCCGCUGCCCAGGGCCGCCGCCCCCGGAACUCCACCAGCACCUACCACUGCACCAUUGCAGCUCCACCACGGCCAGGGCCUCCCGCGCCAGCCAGCCGCGACGCCCAGGCCACCCACGCCCGGAGCCGGCCCGCAGGGCCCGGAUCGGACCACCACCCGCGCCUCCGAGCCUCCACCGCGCCAACCCCACACCGCGCCACCGCACCCACCGACGGGCCGCCGUGCAAGGCGCCACCCCGCCCGAAGGCCGCAGCCGUCCGCCCGGACCGGGCCCGUGAGGCCCGGAUCGAGCCCGCCAGGGCGUGGCCUCCGCUAG